CAUCACAGUCGCCUCGGCUCCCGAGCCUCACGCUGCUCUCCACGGGAGGGGGUGACGGCGGCUCUGUCUGCUUUGUUUUUACCCAUUUUUAACGUGUUACCAGCUAAGGAACACAUUUCACUGACGUCGGAUAUAAGUUUAGGGAACGAAAAUGUGGCUGAGAGCGUCGGGUCUAGUUAGGAGCACCUGGUUUGUUCACUAGAAAGUACCGGUUGUUCUAAUCUGGACGACACAAACUCCGCGCUGCGAAGAAAACAACAACAAUCCCUUCGAAAUAAAUCAGCCACGAUCUAGACGUAGAUUUAGAUUAUUUUUUUUUUUCGCCCUCCUUCUCAACCCUGCGACAUCUGUUCUCUGAGUAGACGGUUAAUAGCCCUGAAAUGGACCGAGGCGGCUGCCAGUUGAGCGGACGAGGCAACGACGCCGUCGACCGACACGGGAUGAUCACCUUGGAGGAUCUGGAGUCCUUCUCGGAGGACCCGCUGUCAGACUCGGGCAAUGGCAGCCUGGAAGAAGAGGGAGAAACUAUGGAGGCAGAGGACAGUUCAGACCGACUGCUACAUUACUGGCAGGAAGUGGCGAGGGGCCACCAAGUGGAGGUUUCCCCAGAUAUGGCAGAACCCAUUCAGCAGCUGAGUAGCGACAACCAAGGACACAGUCAAAGAGAGCACGUCCCAUUUACCCUCCUUAUGCGGAAAGAGAAGUGUGGGGAGCAGCUCUAUGAGAAACGUCACUAUGAGAAGGGCCAUUGGGCUUGUAUAACACUGCACGAGGAUACAUAUGAACAGAGCAUCUGCUAUGGUUUCAUGAGAAUAAUGAAAUACAUCUGUCAGCAGAACUCCACAGGGGACUACCUUGGUAUGACGUUGCCCAUCGUGACAAUAGUGCGGACGGAUGAAAAUCAUUCAGUGAUCUCCCAAGAUGUCACUGUAGCGUACUACCUUCCUAUUGAGCAUCAGGCCCAGCCUCCACAGGCGUAUGAUAACGAGAUCGUCAUCGAGGUCUGGCCUGCCGCUACUGUAUACACAAGGGGGUUCACUGGUCCCACCAAUGAAGUGACCAUCAUCAAUCAAAUCAGCGCCAUGGCUGAGCUGCUGGACUCCCCGGGUGUGUGCGCCAACGACUCGUUCAUCGUGGCUGGCUACACCAACCCUGCUCACAGCCAUCGUCAGAAUGAAAUCUGGUUUCUGGAGCGGCGCUGACCAGGUGGCAUCAUCCUACCUGUGACCCUUGAGCCUCAUGAACUCUUGACACUGCCCCAGCUAACUCAGCUACAGCCUCAGGUUCCAUCAUCCUUGCCUGAAACGACCACCAGCCUAGCACACCCCAGAGGAAAUAGGUUUUAAGUAAAAAAAAAAAAAAUUCUGAACUAACCUUAAAGACUUCCUUUCCUUCGUUUUAGAUGGAUCUUUAUUAGACCUGAACUGAACCACUGCCAUACACUGCGUUCUUAUUCUGCUUCAAGCUGGAUAUUAAAAACCUUUCCUCAGCACAGCGCCCUCUUUGUUCAAAUUUGGUAGUUUAAUCUGUCAGCGCUUUCUGAACGCGGUAACCACUGAGUUGGGACCCAAGUCUGAGGGUGUGUUUCAGUUGCUGGUUGGGGGAAUUGAAGCAAGUUCAAAGCCCUGAUCAGACCUAGUAUUAACCUGCAUAUUGGCUGAGUCAGAUAAAAGUACACAGCACUAAGCAGGAUCUUUUACACCUGGUACCAAAACCCAGUUGUGAAAACCCGCUUUACAUGCAAACAAACAUGUAGGCGAACCACAGGGUGGGCUGACAGACAAGCAACAGGGAAUGGACAGAUCUGCUGAUGUUUCUGUAACAUCUCAGAUGUUAUUUCAGGCACGAAAUCCUUGAUGAGCUCAUUUAUGUACCUUAAGACACAUAAAUAAAGAUGAAUAAUGUGGGACAUCAGGGCCUGGUAUUACUGCAGACACUAAAGAUUUUACAUAGAGUUCCCUGGCAGCUGCUACACCCAUGCAAAACACUGCUGUAAACCUCAUUUUCUUGUGACGUUUUACAACGGUCACAACAGGAAGUAACCCACAGCUCCAGAAAUCAUUGGAAUGAACAUCACAGUGCAGUAAAAACGCACUCAUACUGGGCCCUGUUGUCCACUAAUCAGUAUAAUCUUUCUGUUUCUGAUUUUAAACCUGUAUAUAAGAUGAAUAUUUUAUAACGGAGAGAAAUGUCCAGGCAAUAACUCUGCUGCUUCAGGGGAGUCAUGUCAGGUCUGUUUGGUUUUUCUACCAAAUUAAACCCAGUGCUUAGCCAGAGGCGGUGCUAAACCCAGUUCUUAACUGGUUCUAGAAAAGAAACUAGUUGGUUUUCCACAACCCAAGACCCAACUCAGCGUUUGUGAUAAUUUUUCAGAGUUUCUGUGGGGGACCUCAGUGCAUGGAGACAGUUUAACUUAGAAUCACCAUCUAGAUUCAUCAACACGGUUUUAACAAGCGCCGUUUGUGAAGGUUUAACAAUCACUGAUCUGAUCGGUACCAGCGGCGCUGGAAAGUUAAACACAGUGCUUGGCUGUCUUCAAGAACUGAGGCAGAAGAUGCGUUUAUGGAUUCAGCGGAAUAGAUCUGCUGUAGGUGCAGCUCUAUGUGGCGCAUUGACCUUCGACCCUGUGAGGGGUGAUAUCAAAAUAAACAUCAGGAGGGUAAAAGUCUGAGCUUACUAUUCAUUAACGAUAGAGCACUGUGAAUUUACCGUUUUGUCCUAAAUCAAGGUGAUCAAAAACAAAACUAAAGCUGAAUUUUAGACUUUCCUAACAUUUAUAUUGCGUUUUGGUCAGACUUGUUUCCAUAAAAUACUUGGUGGUAAAGCCAGCUAACACCAGUUUAGCAUUGGAACUGGUUUGGUGUAAAACCCUGGUGUGGGACAGAUUGCGUUCAGAUCGUUUGCAGCGUCCCAGGCCACCUCUGAAGGCAGUGAGAUGAAAACUGUCCUCAGUGCAUCUUGACUGCAUUAACACAUGCAUUUAACCCCACCCAGUUGCAAUCGGAUCCCUCAGGACCAAUGUUUGUAUUGAAGCUAAACACAUAAGGUGAUUUUAUAUAGAGAACAAACACCUGGGAACAGAACCCGUGGUCAUGUGUUCGAGGCUGAAUGUAAAGCUCCAGGCCAUCACGCUUCAACCAACCAAAUGCUAACAGCUGAUUUAUCUGCUCAAUGACAAUCAAAAGCUGUACCAGAUUCUGUACAUUCUGUCUCAGUUAAUGAUCCACGAUGAUGCAUUCCUCCUGCUCCGAGGCUUGUUCAUUCACAAACUGAAGUACUUAUAAGUGUACCUUUUGUCUAUGUCUGUCGGUGUUAGUUAAGUGUUCACUAAUGUAUCGCAAACACUACUGUUGCUAAGUACAUAAUUAAGCCACAAAAAGAGUAUAUUUGCUGUAAUUAAAAGCUAAUUUGUGUUUUAAAUGUGUUCCUAAUGUUCUGUCUCAUAUCAAAGCAAUCAGUUCAAAGUGAUGUGAGGAUGUUUCUGUUCUGGAUGUGUGCAUUUCUCCAGGGUGUCAAAAUGAAACGGAGGAUAAAUAAUCACUGUGUGAUUGUUUUUCCCUUGAACAGGGACGUCUGUGAAAUGCUGAGCAUGAUGUCUGCUGAAUCCUGUUUCCACAACUCAACGUCAGCUUUAGCCCAAGAGUUAUAGUAGGUGGAGGCAUUAAAACAUGGGAGAUCCAUCCAUCUGGCCCAACACAUUAUUGGCCAGCAGAGUUUAAAUGCCUGGUACCUGAACGGUUGUAGUCUACUGAUGCAAGCAGUCCUUUGGGACUGCAAAGUUGCACACAUUGAAACUACGAUUUAAUAAUUUCCGCAGUUCUAAUAAAAUGCAUCAAAAGAUGUGCAAAAAUUACAUUCUGUGCUAGUAUUGGGUUGGGGGGGCUGCAGAGCAGCAAUGUACAGCAGUCAGAUUGGCAUCUAAAUCCAAAGAGAUUAUUUUAAUCAGAUCAUAGUAGCAUUAAUGUGCAAAAAAUGCAAAAGCUUUUGAAUAAUAGGUUGUUUUUGUUUCCUUUGAGGGCCUAGUUAUUGCUUUGUUUUCAUGCUCAUUUCGUUAGCAUUUUGCAACAGACUGAUAUGUACUGUGAAUGUUCAAAUGCAACAAAUGAGUGCUACUGUGUUCUGUUUGUUCAAUAAAAUGUGCUGGUGUCCCAUCUUUUAAAAUGUGAA
Girardinichthys multiradiatus is the source of this 4167-nucleotide messenger RNA. It is a transcript of the gene soul3, whose product is annotated as heme-binding protein soul3. The record is from RefSeq and is a predicted model, not a curated record. The transcript is spliced from 5 exons. Bases 381 to 1202 code for a protein of 273 amino acids. Lineage: Eukaryota; Metazoa; Chordata; Actinopteri; Cyprinodontiformes; Goodeidae.